Molecule: messenger RNA, 2499 nt
Organism: Aspergillus puulaauensis
Lineage: Eukaryota; Fungi; Ascomycota; Eurotiomycetes; Eurotiales; Aspergillaceae
Exons: 2
Coding region: 1-2499 (832 amino acids)
Molecular function (GO): protein binding
Source: RefSeq, a predicted model, not a curated record
AUGGUCCACGCCACAGGCGAGGAACGCGCCGUACACCUUUCGCGAGAGGCUGUUGAGUUGAGGGAUUCGGGGCAUCAUGAGGCUGCUGUACGAAAUCUUCGAGAGGCGCUCACGCUCGCGCCCGACAAUGCAACUGUCAAAGAUGCCUUAGUAAAGGUCCAACAAGAAGAAGGCAAUGGCCACCAUCUACUGGACCUCUGCCGCCGCUAUGCGACCCAGCGAGACGAAAAGGCAGCGAAAGAUGCUGCCCGGUAUCUCCGGACUGACGGUCUAGUCUCGCCAGAGAGUGUAGGGUUGGAAUGUGCAAAACUCCUGCUUUCAUGCCAAGCACAUGCGCUGUCCUCAGCCCAAGACGAUAUUAUUUCCGGUCUCGUUCGCCAAAAUGCCAGUGUGCGUCAAUAUUUCUCCAGCCAGCUUCAAGUCUCCGUCACCACUUUUUUCGAUGAUCUUUACGACCGGGGCGAUGGCGCCGCAGUGUGCCUAGACACCGUUGUUUUGGACCACUCGGUUUGGCCCUCAGAGGAUGACCGCCUUCAUUGUGAGCGGGAACUGUUCCAGCUCUUUAUUGCCAAACUGAUGGAAUCGGGUCAUGAUCUGGACGGGCGCUCCCUCAAGGGUAUCGCGCGUUUACUUGCCAUUGAGGCGGGUCAGCUGCGAGACCUAAUGGACGACGAGAGCCUUGAUGUGGUUGUCAAUUCGUUGGACCACCGUCUACCACUUGAGUGGAGAAGCCAAGCUACUUUGGCUACUGUGAAAUACCUCGAAGCCUCGAAAGAUGUUGGAGAAAAGCAAUUGUCGAAGAUUAUCUUCACCAAGUUAAGCAAGAACCGCAUUGAUGAUCUUAUUGUUGCCUGUUCCGCGACAGCUGCAGUAUUCCCUGUUGCGCCGCAAGUUGCAGCCGGUCUUUUUCUUUCGGAUGCCUUCAUAGAUGCUCUAAAACCUCUAACUGGUAGGGACCCGAAGAGCCGCAGAAUGGAAACAACGAUUUUGGCGCUGCUUAAUGCCGCUUGCAUUAGCAGCACGAGUCGAGGGGCUAUCUCAAAGCACCUCUCCAACUGGCUCUCUCAUAUACUCACCAACGGAACCGACCAGAACUCGGAGUUAGCGGCUGUUAUUCUGGCAAAGUUAAGGGCUUCCCCAAAGGAAAACAACGGUAAGGCUUCAAACGGCAAGUCUCAGGAUGACGACAGCCAUGUUUCUGAGCUUGUUGACCGAUUCAAGGGAUUGAUGUCCAGAUCUGAAGGUGAUCAUAUCUCGAAUGCGAUCGAGGGUUUAGCUUAUUCCUCCAUCAAACCGGAAGUCAAGGAACAACUUGCCGGUGACUCGGGCUUCCUACAUAGCCUAAUCAAAAUCUUGCAGGACAAGUCUAACGACACCUCGGUCCUCUAUGGAGGUCUGGUGAUUAUUUCGAAUCUUACGCAGUUUCUUCCCAACCUGUCUGAAGAACAGAAAAAGAUCUCUCAACUCAAAUCCUAUGCUGAGGCUAAUGCCGGUGCGGUUAAGAAUGGCCCAAAUGUUCUCGAAGAUGACAAGCAUGUCAUCGCUCGCUGUACCGCCGUUGUCGACGCAGGAGUAGUUCCGCUCCUAGUGGCAUGCGGCAGGAACACCACGCCCUCGAAUCACGAACUUAUCGGCCGCAUUCUACUGUCACUGUCGCGGAAUCCCAAGUCGCGAGGGACUCUGGCACAACAAGGUGCGGCCAAACUGUUACUUGGUCUCUCAACCAGCACCAGUGCCACCAACACCAACAUCCUGAAUGCGUCGCAUGCUCUUGCGCGUAUUCUUAUUUCCGUCAACCCUUCGCAUGUCUUCCCAUUGUCGGGAUUUCCACAUGUUACUUCGGCCAUUCGACCCUUGAUUGCUCUCAUUGCCCCCCCUGAGGCUACUAGUGCCACAGCUGAGCAGCCGCUGGAUAUGCUACCAGUCUUCGAGAGCCUCCUCGCGCUCACGAAUCUGGCCACUCAUCCUGAUGCAGCGGCAGCAGAGGCCAUCGUUCGAAACGCGUGGCCGCAAGUGGAAGACUUGUUGCUUUCUCAGAAUCCUCUUAUCCAACGGGCUGCUUGCGAGCUGGUUUGUAACUUAAUGACAUGCGAGUCUGGGAUUAUCAAGAUGGCCGAUGGCACCAAGCGAGCUGGACAGCGUCUACACAUCUUGCUCGCGCUUACGGAUACGGACGACCUUACUACACAACGGGCCGCGGGGGGCGCGUUGGCUAUGUUGACAGAGUUCGAUCCAGUUAUUGCCGGAAUACUAGACCGGCCGCGCGGGGUCCAACUCCUGCUGAAGCUUUGCCAGGAAGAAGACGAUGGCCUUGUUCACCGCGGGGUUACUUGCGUGCGCAAUCUGACUUGUGCAGCCUCUGGCGAUAUCGGACGCAGGGCGGUCGAAGUCGUGAAGCAAAUUGGAGGCGUUGAAGUCCUAACCAAUGUGCUAAAGAAGACGCGGAACCAGCUAGUGCUCCAACUUGGUGUGGAAGCGCUCAAGCCUUUGGUGGGAUAA